Messenger RNA from Knipowitschia caucasica, 879 nucleotides. The record is from the annotation of a GenBank genome assembly. Lineage: Eukaryota; Metazoa; Chordata; Actinopteri; Gobiiformes; Gobiidae.
AUGCCUCCAGACACUCCUCCAGACAUGCCUCCAGACACGCCUCCAGACACGCCUCCAGACACGCCUCCAGACACGCCUCCAGACACGCCUCCAGACACGCCUCCAGACACGCCUCCAGACACGCCUCCAGACACGCCUCCACGACGGGAGCUCAGCCGCGGGACCAGCAGGAUGCCUGGAGACGCGGGGGUCUAUGGGGGGUACAGUCCGGUGGGAGAGGGGCUGGGGAUGCAGGAGUCCCGGAUGUACGUGUGGAUGCGCCGCGUUGCCGUGGUGACUGCUCUGGUCUCUGCGCUGUCCCUGACUCUGACCAUCUGUGUGCUCUCCAGACCAGGAACCAGUUUGUUUUCAUGGCAUCCGGUCUGCAUGUCUGUGGCCUACUGGCUGUGUAUGAGCGCAGGCCUGCUCUUCUUCGCCGAGGGGUCCUUCUGCGGCUGUAAACCUCACGUCCGUAACGACCUGCUCUGCUGGUGUCAGGCCCUGGGGAUCCUCGGCACCAUCGUCGGCCUGUGCUUCAUGGUGGCCAGCAAAGAACGCUCCGAGCAGCCUCACCUGGUCUCAUGGCACAGUGUCUUGGGACUGUGCACGUUGGCGGUCACUGCUCUUCAGGCGUCCUGCGGGUUGUGUGUUCUCUUCCCCAAACUGCUGCAGCUGUCGUCACAUGUUGCCAAACUCAAACUGUACCACACGACCUGCGUGUUGGUCACCUCCUUCCUGUCCACGGUCACCAUCGUGUCCGCCAUGUUCUCAGACUGGUUUCAGGCCUCGGUGAAGGGAGUGGCCUGGUGGGCUGUGCUCCUGCUGCCCCUCCUGCCCGCCCUGGUGGUCACGAACCAGAUCAUUCAGCAGCAUCUGCCCCACAAGAAGGUGACCACCUGA